ACAAAAUAAUGACGAUACUGAGGAUAAGACGGUGCCAGACACCUUGGAAGAUCGCCUGUUUCUUGAGCCUGCUCUGUGUGAUAGUCGUGUCCAUGAUACUCGCAACUUGUUUUAGUGAAACCUUCAUCAUAUCGUUACCCCGGAAUUACUCGGUCCUGAGUUCGGAUACCAAUGAGCCAGAAAUUACUCUGGUGGAUAUAGAGAGGGAAACCCCUGGGUCAGAGGGGUCACUUGGGUCUGAUGACCCCCGGGGACACUGGCAGGUCAAGGCAGGGGGUCGAAGCGUUGCCUCAUAUCAGUAUACAAAUGUCCGUAAAGACACAUCAGCACUUGCUCACCAAGACACACAGGAGGGGAAUUCAGAAGACACACCUGAUAAUAAUAGACCCGACACACCAAAAGACACCUUUGUAUCUCCAUUCAUCGUUUACAAAGAUCCUCGAUUUUCAUCUAUAACCAGCUUACAGAACACCACGAACUUGAAGCUAAAUAUAGAACAGUACAUGCGCAGACAGACCGGAACUAGCAGCUUCAGCUCCAACCCUUUAUCCCGUAAUGAGAAAUUCAUCGUGAAAGAGCCGGGUUCGAAACCUGUUCGGGCUAGGACGUUCUCUAUCGUGAUGCCGUGCAACAACACCAGACGGCCGUGCUUCUACGCCACGGUGCUGCACCAGCGCGGCUGUCUGAUGACGUCAUGCACGUACACGUCCGACUGGCGGACUGCAGACGUCCUGGUGUUCAUUCCCUUCAAAGUCUACCAGGACAAAUCGCUGCCAGAGUUCACAAGACCACCUGGACAGAGAUGGGUCAUGAUGACCCCAGAGGCGCCGUGUCGCGCCGGAAAUUUCCGGUCUUUGAAUUUCACACAGUUUCAUGGUCAGUUCAACUGGACCUUGACCUUCCGCCUAGACUCAGACAUCCCCCAGCUGUACGGCACGCUCGAAAGACUUUACGACGUCCCCAAGAAAAACUACGACCAAAUUUACUCGUCUAAAACCUUCCAGGCCGCAUGGUUCGUCAGCCAUUGCAGAACCGGAAGUUUGCGCGCGCAGUACGUGGAGCGCAUGAGAUCAAUCCUUGACGUCCACAUCUUUGGCAGAUGUGGGGACGGGAACCACACCUGCGUGAAGGGAACAAACCUGCGACAGGCUGACAGUGACAUAUGCCUGCCGAUGCUAACACAUUCCUAUUUUUUCUACCUGGCGUUCGAGAAUUCUUUCUGUAAAGAUUACGUCACGGAGAAAUUUUUCAAACUUUUCCACGACGUUGACGUCAUACCGGUCGUCCGGGGCGGAGCAGACUACAAAAGUUUUUUCCCGCCCAAAACUUUUGUUGACGCGGCGGACUUUGAUACACCGGAAGAGCUGGCCGUGUAUUUGCGGAAGUUGUCGCAAGACAAACAGCUGUACCUGCAGAUGCUGGAAGAAAAAAACAAAUACCGGACCGUGCCGGAGGUGCCGUGGACGUGCAACUUGUGCCGGAAGAUGAUGCAAGACUCCAGUGUACAGUGGUACCCGGAUAUCUGGAGUUGGUACGUGCAAGACCAGUGCCACAACCCUAAGACGGUGUAGUUUUGUCUUGGUACG
Physella acuta is the source of this 1586-nucleotide messenger RNA. RefSeq names its product 4-galactosyl-N-acetylglucosaminide 3-alpha-L-fucosyltransferase FUT5. NCBI's taxonomy places the organism in Eukaryota, Metazoa, Mollusca, Gastropoda, Physidae. Gene Ontology annotation, molecular function: fucosyltransferase activity. Gene Ontology annotation, cellular component: membrane. The record is from RefSeq and is a predicted model, not a curated record.